AUGCUGUGUCAUCAUCCUCCUCCUUUAUGGCAGAUUCCAAGAGCUGGUUUCGGAUAUUGGCUGGUGAGGAAAUAUAUUAUUUCUGAAGAUGGAGAAGUUGAUGUUCGAGUUGCAGUCACAUGUAUUAUCCUGAGCACGAAAGACACCCCUUUGGCAAUGGCUGCAGUGGGGUCUUGUUUGGGUGUAUACUACAUGAUCACGAAGAUUGUAAGGAAAAUGCCAUGUAGGAUCUAUGCAACCCUCAAAGAGCUCAGCCUUGGUAUGAUGGAGAAGGAAUGGAAUGUAUCAUUCCAUUGGAAUGGACGAUUCAUGAAUGAAUGUAAUUCCUUCCAUUUUCUGGAAUUUAUGAAGAGGAACAAUUUUGUUUGCCCUAAAGUUGCUUAUGAAACAGCAACUGCUUUGCAGAAUGUAUCAUUCCAUUGGAAUGGACGAAUCUUGAAUGAAUGUAAUUCCUUCCAUUUUCUGGAAUUUAUGAAGAGGAACAAUUUUGUUAGCCCUAAAGUUGCUUAUGAAACAGCAACUGCUUUGCAGAUUUGCUCUUGA
Messenger RNA from Lactuca virosa, 543 nucleotides. The record is from the annotation of a GenBank genome assembly. NCBI's taxonomy places the organism in Eukaryota, Viridiplantae, Streptophyta, Magnoliopsida, Asterales, Asteraceae.